Myodes glareolus (Bank vole) is the source of this 1988-nucleotide messenger RNA. The record is from RefSeq and is a predicted model, not a curated record. Lineage: Eukaryota; Metazoa; Chordata; Mammalia; Rodentia; Cricetidae.
UCUAGUCUUCCCCGGGGGAGGGGAAGACAAGAGGGGAGGGACCUGUAGGGACAGACACAAGCGGGGCAGGAGACAGUGCUUUAGAGUCCUGGGAGAGGGAGACCCAGGGUGCUAGACACAGUUCGAUGGGGUGGGUGUGGGGACCCAGGCACAACCCAGAACUAGAAACCCGAGCCUGAGCUCAUCCUCUGGCCAGAUACCUCCCCCAGAGACCCUUGAGGAGCGACAACUGGGCCGAGAUCCCGGGAAGAUAUUUACUGGUCCCGGAUCUGCAGUGGCGACCAAAGUAAGACCAGGACAGACGAACAGAGGACAACGCUCCCCUCAGGUCACCUAGACCCUAGAGCAACCCCUGGGGCGUCCCAGGCCGUGCUUUGGCCCAGGCAACAUCUCUCUGGUUAGGGAAGAUGGGGACACUGGCUCUGCAGUGCCUCCUUUUCUUUUUCCCGAUGCUGCUGCCGCCGCCGCACGGGGCCUCAGCAGGGAGCCUUCAUAGUCCAGGCCUGUCCGAAUGCUUCCAGGUGAACGGCGCUGAUUACCGGGGCCACCAGAACUACACGGGCCCGCGCGGAGCCGGACGCCCUUGUCUUUUCUGGGACCAGACGCAGCAGCACAGUUACAGCAGCGCCAGCGAUCCUCAGGGCCGCUGGGGGUUGGGUGCGCACAACUUCUGUAGGAACCCAGACGGUGAUGUGCAGCCGUGGUGCUACGUGCCAGAGACGGAGGAGGGCAUCUACUGGCGCUAUUGUGAUAUCCCCACGUGUCACAUGCCUGGGUACCUAGGUUGCUUCGUGGACUCUGGGGCACCCCCCGCUCUCAGUGGUCCCAGUGGCACCUCCACAAAGCUCACAGUCCAGGUGUGCCUUCGAUUCUGCCGCAUGAAGGGCUACCAGCUGGCUGGAGUGGAGGCUGGUUAUGCCUGCUUCUGUGGCUCUGAAAGCGACCUGGCCCGGGGACGGCCAGCCCCUGCCACCGACUGUGACCAGAUCUGUUUCGGCCACCCAGGCCAGCUGUGUGGAGGCGAUGGGCGACUGGGCAUCUAUGAAGUGUCUGUGGGCUCAUGCCAGGGAAACUGGACGGCGCCUCAGGGUGUCAUCUAUUCCCCGGACUUUCCGGAUGAGUAUGGGCCAGAUCGGAACUGCAGCUGGGUACUGGGCCAAAUAGGCGCUGUGCUAGAGCUCACCUUCCGCCUCUUCGAGUUGGCCGAUUCGCGAGACCGGCUGGAGCUACGCGAUGCCUCGUCGGGCAACCUGCUCCGCGCCUUCGACGGCGUCCACCCUCCGCCGUCUGGUCCUCUGCGCCUGCGCACUGCUGCACUACUACUCACCUUCCGCAGCGACGCACGAGGCCAUGCUCAAGGCUUCGCUCUCACCUACCGUGGUGAGCAGGGGCCAGCCCUCCUGCCUAUCCCCCGACCCCCGCCAACACAACCCUACUUCUGGCCACUUCGCCUCAUACCUCUCCCCGCAGGGCUGCAGGACACAGGGGAGGACAGCGCAUCUCUUAAGGUUUCGGCCGAGACUCCUGCAGGAGACCGGGAUGGUGGCAACGUGAGCUGCAGCCCUAAGCCCGGAGCUGCACAGGCUUCCAUAGGGGCCCGAGUCUUCUCCACCGUGACGGCCAUCUCCGUGCUGCUGCUAUUGCUCCUAUCGCUGCUGCGUUUGCUGCGUCGACGGAGCUGUCUGCUGGCUCCAGGAAAAGGGUCUCUGGCCUUGGGACCUUCCCGGGGUCCCGGGAGAAGCUGGGCUGUGUGGUACCGCCGGCCCCGAGGGGUGGCCCUGCCCUGUCCCCCAGGGGACUCUCAGGCUGAGGGUCCUGCCGCAACCUACCGGCCCCUCAGUGCCUCCAGCCAGAGCUCCUUGCGCUCCCUCGUCUCUGCUCUCUGACACCAGACGUCCGGGGUCCAUCACAACUUCUGCCAGCAAGAUGGACACCUGAGAUAUUAUGCAGCACCCUACCUCUUCCUUGUGCCCUGUAAAGGCCGCUCG